Messenger RNA from Colletotrichum karsti, 432 nucleotides. RefSeq names its product pro41 protein. Lineage: Eukaryota; Fungi; Ascomycota; Sordariomycetes; Glomerellales; Glomerellaceae. The record is from RefSeq and is a predicted model, not a curated record. The coding region runs from base 1 to 432 and encodes 143 amino acids. The transcript has 3 exons.
AUGGGUCGUCUUAUCAAGAACCACUGGGCUCGCCUCAUCGUUAUGAGCGCCGCAGCUUACCAGUUCGGAGCCGCUCUCGAGGGCUUCUUCUGGCCCAAGAUCUUUUGGGACUUCCUGACUAAGACUCUGGACCCGGCCGUCAAGCCCAUACCGGUGUUGCAGAUCAUCAACCUGCUCAUGGCCCUUUUCAUGGUUGCUCUCGAGUGGCCUUUGGGCUUCAUCGCCGGCAGCGCGAUCCACCGCAGUCUCGAGUUCCGCCUCAUCAUCCUCCCUCUCACGUCUCUCGCCGCCGCCCUCAUCUACCAGGGCACCAACGCCGCUCUGUACUAUCUUAUUUCUCUGGUCGUCUACUUCUGGGCCUACAGCGAAGGAGAGAUCAUCUGCGCUAAGCCAUGGACACUUCCCCAAAGAGGACGCGGCGGCAAAGUCUAA